GCCACCACCAACUUCCCCGUUUAGCACGAGUCUAUUGAAGAAGGAGCUCUCUCCCCGCAACAAGGGUGGCCUGAAACUCCCUCGCUACUCGUUUAAGCCACCGGAGCCUGGCUGUGGUCCCAAGAGGGCAAAGAUGGGCGUCGACGUAAAGGUGUUCUUGGGAUGGGGCUUUGUCCUUUUCCUGCUUCUGGCGAGUUCAUCGUCAUCUGGAGCUGAGACCUCCCGCUACUGCUAUGGAAUACCAGGCAUGCCCGGUGUGCCAGGUGUUUCGGGAAAGGAUGGCAGAGAUGGCCAGAAAGGAGCCAAGGGAGAGCCAGGCAAACCAGCUGUUCACGGAAGCCAAGGUCCCCGGGGGGAGUCAGGAGAGCCAGGUCAGCCAGGGAUACCUGGGAAAAACGGGCCCAGGGGUCCCCCAGGUGAACCCGGGGAUCUUGGCCUGAAGGGGUUGGUGGGUGAACCGGGGGAGACCGGCAGCUACAAGCGGAACCAUCAGUCGGCCUUCACGGUGAUGCGGCAGACGAGCCAGUACCCCGAGAAGAACGCCCCCGUGGUCUUCAACAAAGCCAUCACCAACACCAACGGAGACUUCGACACCGGCACCGGCAAGUUUACCUGCCGCAUCUCCGGCCUCUACUUCUUCACCUUCCACACCUCCCACACCGCCAACCUCUGCGUGAACAUGUACCAUAACCGGGAUAAGGUGGCCAGCUUCUGCGACCACAUGGCCAACGCCAAGCAAGUCAGCUCCGGCGGCGUCCUCCUGCAGAUGACGGAGGGACACCAGGUGUGGUUGGCGGUCAACGACUACAACGGCAUGGUGGGCAUCGCUGGUUCCGACAGCGUCUUCUCGGGCUUCUUGCUCUUCCCAGACUAGGUGCGCAGUGAACCCCUGGGCACCCCUGCUUUCCAUGCAACUGAGUCCCUCGCAUCUCUAACCCCCAGCCCCAAUUUCCCCAAAGGGCUCCUCGCUGUUGUAAACGUCAUCAAUAA
Messenger RNA from Gekko japonicus, 990 nucleotides. RefSeq names its product complement component 1, q subcomponent, C chain (gene C1QC). Gene Ontology annotation, molecular function: protein binding. The coding region runs from base 134 to 874 and encodes 246 amino acids. Lineage: Eukaryota; Metazoa; Chordata; Lepidosauria; Squamata; Gekkonidae. The record is from RefSeq and is a predicted model, not a curated record. The transcript is spliced from 3 exons.